This is a messenger RNA of Calliphora vicina (urban bluebottle blowfly), 676 nucleotides long. RefSeq names its product Odorant-binding protein 99b (gene Obp99b). The transcript is spliced from 2 exons. Gene Ontology annotation, biological process: sensory perception of smell. The coding region runs from base 117 to 608 and encodes 163 amino acids. NCBI's taxonomy places the organism in Eukaryota, Metazoa, Arthropoda, Insecta, Diptera, Calliphoridae. The record is from RefSeq and is a predicted model, not a curated record. Gene Ontology annotation, molecular function: odorant binding.
UAACCUCUCUCUGCCUACAAGAUAAUUUGAAAACAAUUCGAAGAGCAUAUAAAAACCUUGACAGCUGCUGCAAAUACGAUCAGUUGCAAUUGUGAGCCAAUCAAUCAACCACAGCAAUGAAAGUAUUUUUUGUGAUUUUAGUUUUAACAGUAGCGGCCUUGGCCGAUCAUCAUGAGGGCCACGAUGCCCAUGAUCAUGAUCAUCAUGUCCACCAUGAAAGUCAUGACUAUGUUGUCAAACAUCACGAUGAUUUGGUGAAAUUCCGUGAUGAAUGCAGCUCCAAGUUGAAGAUCUCCCCUGAACUAAUGGAAAAGUACAAAUCCUGGGAAUAUCCCGAUAAUGAAACUACACACUGUUACAUGAAAUGUAUCUUUGAACACUUUGGCUUCUUUGAUGAACACAAGGGUUUCGAUGUCCACAAAAUCCACCACCAGCUGGUAGGCGAACAUGGCACGGUCGAUCACAACGAUGAAACUCACCAUAAAAUCGAGCACUGUGCCGACAAGAAUACUCAAGGCAGUGAUGCCUGCACCUGGGCCUAUCGCGGUGGCAUGUGUUUCAUUCGUUCCAAUUUGCAAUUGGUCAAGGGUAGCGUACACAAACAUUAAUUGCACUCAAAUGAAUUGAAAAGAAAAAAAAUAAAUAUUUAACUUGUUGUGUAUGAGAAAACCAUAAA